This is a messenger RNA of Yamadazyma jaroonii, 597 nucleotides long. The record is from the annotation of a GenBank genome assembly. NCBI's taxonomy places the organism in Eukaryota, Fungi, Ascomycota, Pichiomycetes, Serinales, Debaryomycetaceae.
AUGCCUGGCAAGGAACUGUUCAUAGAGAAGAGGCUAAAGUCUCUUGAUGAGAUUGAUUCUUCCGUAGUAGAAUUAUUGGAUAACAUGUCCAAGGUUUUCGAUAAAUACGCCAAUGCCAAUAGUAAUUACGAUGAUGCAAAGAAACAAAUAACUGAUCAAACCAAAAUGAUAUAUCAAAAUAUAAGUGAUAUUGCCAUAAAUUUAAGAAAGGAAGUGAAAAUUAUGGAUGAAAACAUUGGAAGAUAUGACCAAAAUGAAGAUUCAGUGAUGAUAUUACCCAUUGCUGUUGAUCAAAAGAAUACAAAAUUAGGUAAAAGACGUUUACAAGAAGAAUUAGAACAAUUAAAAACUCUUCUACCGGAAGAACCUACAGAAGAGCAAAAGAUGUUGCAUUUGAUCAACGCAAAGGAUAAGAAAGUCGAAGAAACGAAGCGUCCCAUCAAAGAAGAAUCAUCUGUGAAAGUUGAGAUUAAAGAUGAUAAGUUUCAAGAUAAUAAAAAGGAUGAUACAAAGGGUGACAUGAAAAAUGACGUAAAGGAUGAACCUGUACAAAUUGAUGAAACGUUUGAGGACGAUGACUUUGUGGUGUUGAAUUAG